ACGCACUGUAAUAUUCAAUGGUUUUUCGCUAAUCCUGAAUAAGGAAAAAAUCGCAGUUUCACACAAUGACUCAAUUAGUUUUUAAGUUCGUUAACAGCUUCGUGAGAGGACGCAUCAUAGUUAAGUGAAGAAGAUUGUUUAGUUUAAGUUUUCAAGGUGGAAAGUCAGAGAAUCAACGGAGACCAGAUGAACGCGAGCCCUUCAUCUUCAAAAUCAUCAACCCAAAGAGUUACCACAACCAUUCAAGAUGAACUUACAUGGGGAAUAAUGUAUAGAAACCAAAACGCCAAGAAGAACGAUAUUCCUUUACAACUUGCCUGUUCACCACUCAGUAUACAUCAGUGUACCAUUGAUAAAGUAGUGAAGAAAACUUGUAUUUAUCCACCUCCUGAAGAACAACCAUCUAGAGUGAAGAAAAGAUGCGCCAAAAAGGAAAUAUGCGUUAACACAAAAAAUCUUCAUGCAGGACAAGUGGAUCUACUGGGUAGGAGCGUUCUAAAUCAGAAGGAAUACAUGGAUGUUCUCGCAGUGCCCAACAUACGUUGCUUCAAUAAACCAGUGAGAAGGACGAGAAGAAGAAGAAGAGGAAGAAAAUACAAAUGCUUCGUGGAUCGAUGUUCACCGCGGAUCAUCAAAUUGUCUAUUCCCAGAAAGCACCACGUACUAGGGACCUGGCAAGAACAUCAGUGUUUCCUCCCUUCAGAAUUCAUCCAGAGAUUACACGAUCUUCUACAUGCAGAAAAUAAUAUUACCAUAAAAGACGUGAGGUAUUACUUCAAAAAAUUCGAUAGAAGAAAAAGACAUCUUAAAAUGUCAUUGAAAAGAAGAAGAAGAAAACGGGAUAUUUGCGACGUGAUGUGGACUAGAUGUGAAGUAACGAAUAUGGCGAAUAUGAUAGUGAAUUAUUUUAUAGAAGAGCCAUUACUUGACCUCAGCUUCAAGCAGUUAUUCAUAUCGUCUAUACUGAUCAAUUUCAUGCGCAGAACUGGAAAAAUUCGACAGCGUUUGACAAGGAGUACAAGAAGAGCAUUUCCCACCACUAUCAUCGAAAUUUGUGAUAAACUGGCAGUAUGGUUGGAUUCUGUGGUGAAGUUAGUCGACUUCCAGCCCAUUGACGAUGAAGAACUAUCCGAAGAUAUAGAUGACUGGGGUCCAGGUGAGGAGGAAGGUGAAGAAUUUUUCGGAAUGACGCAGUAUGAAGGAGACGAAGAUGAAGAGGAGGAAGAAGAGGAAGACGAAGACGAAAUUGACGAACCGAAAUAGAAUAUACCGAUUUCAUAUAAUAAGUUGAGGUUAUUCACUUAUAUUAUGUUAUGAAUUAUUGUGUAUGUGUUCUGUUGGCCAUAAAAGAUUAUAAUAAUAA
This is a messenger RNA of Harmonia axyridis, 1363 nucleotides long. RefSeq lists its product as uncharacterized. Bases 187 to 1263 code for a protein of 358 amino acids. The record is from RefSeq and is a predicted model, not a curated record. Lineage: Eukaryota; Metazoa; Arthropoda; Insecta; Coleoptera; Coccinellidae. The transcript has 3 exons.